This is a messenger RNA of Kickxella alabastrina, 645 nucleotides long. RefSeq names its product 2',3'-cyclic-nucleotide 3'-phosphodiesterase. Lineage: Eukaryota; Fungi; Kickxellomycota; Kickxellomycetes; Kickxellales; Kickxellaceae. The transcript has a single exon. The record is from RefSeq and is a predicted model, not a curated record. Gene Ontology annotation, molecular function: 2',3'-cyclic-nucleotide 3'-phosphodiesterase activity. Gene Ontology annotation, biological process: cyclic nucleotide metabolic process. Bases 36 to 617 code for a protein of 193 amino acids.
GUCAUUUUGUUACAAUUAAUUAUUCUAUAUUCUUUAUGAGUGUUCGUAAGUACUCGCUGUGGGUGUGUCCGCCCAGCCAUUCGCCGGCGCACGCGCUGCUCGACGGUGUAAUCAGCAAGUUUUCGUCAUCACUCAGCACGCCCCGCUUCCCACCGCACGCAACACUGGUGUCGCCAGUAUAUGCAGCAAGCGAUUCUUCAGCGAUAGCGCAAGUGACAAACUAUGUCAAGAAACUACACGAGCAGCUCGGCACUGACAUAGUAGGCAACGGCAUUCCGGUCUGCGUGCAAAGGGUGGCCACAGGGAUCAAAUUCUACCAAUGUGUGCUUUUGGAGGCACCGGGGAGUGACGUUCUUGUUGCGGCUAAUGGUGUUGCCCGUGGACAUUGGGGGAUCAAUAGGGAUGUGCCAGUGUUUUAUGCUCAUGUUAGUUUGGUGUAUGGCGAGUUUGAGGGCGAAGAGCUGGCGCGGGUGGCAGAGCGAGUGGGUGCUGGGCUUCCAGGUGACUUUGAAGAGAGUUUAUCGUUUGUUGCGACGGAAAUCAGAGUCAUCGAGACUGUUGGUUCGUGUGACCAGUGGCGCGAUAUUGGUGGUGUUUCGAUUAUAUUAGACAAGUGAUUAUAUAUUUAUUCAGCUAAAUAAAACA